AUUCCAAAAGUUGGGAUUUUUAAUGUCAUGUUACCCAACUCUAAUAUAUUUGUUUUUUCUGCUCUUCCUCAGUGAAUUGGUUCCAGCCUAUGACUCAACUACGUUUGUCUUGGAAAACUUCAGUACGCUGCGUCAGCGAGCAGAUCCUGUUUACAGUCCACCUCUUCAAGUGUCAGGACUUUGCUGGAGGUUAAAAGUUUAUCCAGAUGGCAAUGGAGUAGUACGGGGCUACUACCUGUCUGUGUUCUUGGAGCUGUCAGCUGGAUUGCCAGAGACAUCCAAGUAUGAGUACCGUGUAGAAAUGGUUCACCAGUCCACCAACGACCCCACUAAAAACAUAAUUCGAGAGUUUGCCUCCGAUUUUGAAGUUGGAGAAUGCUGGGGUUACAACAGAUUCUUUCGUUUAGACUUGCUUGCCAAUGAAGGCUAUUUGAACCGGCAAAAUGACACUGUGAUCCUAAGGUUCCAAGUCCGCUCACCGACCUUCUUCCAAAAGUGCCGAGAUCAACACUGGUACAUUGCUCAAUUGGAAGCAGCUCAGACAAGUUAUAUCCAACAAAUAAAUAACCUUAAAGAAAGGCUUGCGAUUGAACUUUCCCGGACUCAGAAAUCACGAGGCAUUUCACCUCCAGACACUCAUCUUAGUCCCCAGAAUGAUGAUGGUCCAGAAACAAGAUCAAAGAAAUCUGGGCAAAGCACUGAAGCACUACUUGAGAAUGUUGCCUCUCCAGGAUUAGCACGAGAUAGCAAGGACGAGGACGAAGAGAAGAUCCAGCAGGAAGACUUUAACCACGAGCUCUCUGAUGGUGACUUGGAUAUAGAUCUUGGUGGAGAAGAUGAGGUGAACCACCUUGAUGGUAGCAGCUCUUCAGCUAGUUCAACAGCAACUAGUAACACUGAAGAAAAUGAUAUUGAUGAGGAAACUAUGUCUGGAGAAAAUGACGUGGAAUAUAGCAGUAACAUAGAGCUGGAAGAAGGAGAUCUCCUGGAGGAUGCGGCAGCUGCUGCUACUCCUGGAGCAUCAGGUACGAACCAUGGCUACACCAGUGCCAGUGGAAGACCUUCAAGGCGGGGAGGAAGUGCCCUAGGCUCAACAACCAGUUGCAGUUUACUGGAUAUAGAUCCCUUAAUUUUAAUCCACUUGUUGGAUCUAAAAGACAGAAGUGGUAUGGAAAACCUUUGGGGCCUUCAGCCACGUCCACCUGCCUCUCUUCUGCAGAGCAGAGCAUCAUCCUAUUCUCUAAAAGAUCGAGAUCAACGGAGACACCAGGCGAUGUGGCGCGUGCCACCUGACCUGAAGGUGCUGAAAAGACUGAAAAGUCAGAUGGCCGAAGUUCGAAGCAAAAUGUCUGAUGUAAAGAACCAACUAUCGGAAGUGAGAAGCAGCAAUGCUGGCUCGUGUGAUGGACAACCCAGCUUCUUCUCCAUUGAGCAAGGCGCUUUAGCUGCCUGUGGAACGGAAAGCUGCAGCAAGCUGCAAGAGAUAGGAAUGGAACUACUGACAAAGUCUUCAGUUACCAGCUGUUACAUAAGGAAUUCUGCAAAUAAGAAAAGUAACUCACCCAAGCCUCUUCGCUCUGGAGCAGCAGGCAGUCUGUCUUUACGACGAGUUAUGGACUGUGGGGACAGUAAUCUCCGCUUAAAGGGAGAUGGUCAAACUUCUGAAGGUGGCUUAGGGAGCUCGAAGCCGAGCAGCCGGCAUCACCCUGCCCGCUCCCUGGCCAGCAGCAGCGCUUCGGACGUGCUGCCAAAGCCAGAGGAAAGGCCUUGUGAAGGAUCCGAUUCCGAUGCGGGAGUUUCUGGCUUAAAUGGCUUAGCUGCUGUAGAGAAGACCAGAAAAGUUGGUGCUCUAGGAUCAAAUUCUAAAGGAUGUCGUACGGAAGGAACACAGUCAGCUGGUCUGGAAAACAACUCUGAAACUGGUGAACUGCAGGGUAUGCUUUCUGAAGGGGCUUCUGCAGGGCCAGAAGAAGCUGGGGUAUGUCAGAAGCAUGUCCUUCAUCUCCUACCAGGAAUGAGCAGUGACAGUGACAUUGAAUGUGACACAGAAAACGAAGAGCAAGAGGACGCCACCACUGCCUCAGAGGGCUUUAACCACGCCUUCUCUGUCCAGUCCUCAAGUGAAGCCUCAGAGCGGUGCUCGAUGUUCCCAGAGGGUGAUCAGGUUGGUCCUGAUGAUCUCAGCUUUGUUACUGGAGAAGACAGCACCAGGUAA
This is a messenger RNA of Mesitornis unicolor (brown roatelo), 2215 nucleotides long. RefSeq names its product tripartite motif containing 37 (gene TRIM37). The record is from RefSeq and is a predicted model, not a curated record. The transcript is spliced from 15 exons. Gene Ontology annotation, biological process: protein autoubiquitination; negative regulation of centriole replication. Gene Ontology annotation, molecular function: ubiquitin protein ligase binding; ubiquitin protein ligase activity; tumor necrosis factor receptor binding. The annotation marks the transcript as partial. Lineage: Eukaryota; Metazoa; Chordata; Aves; Mesitornithiformes; Mesitornithidae. Gene Ontology annotation, cellular component: aggresome; peroxisome.